Messenger RNA from Aspergillus tanneri, 1368 nucleotides. RefSeq lists its product as uncharacterized. Bases 1 to 1368 code for a protein of 455 amino acids. Lineage: Eukaryota; Fungi; Ascomycota; Eurotiomycetes; Eurotiales; Aspergillaceae. The record is from RefSeq and is a predicted model, not a curated record. The transcript has a single exon.
AUGCCACGCACUCUCCUCAUCACCCUUGACGCCUUCGGCACACUCUUCCAUCCCCGCGAGCCCAUCGCCGAGCAAUACGCCUCUGCCGCCGUAGCAUUUGGCCUCCCCCACUCCCUCAUGACGCCAGGCCGACUCCAACCAGCCUUCAAGGCUGUAUUCAAGGCUCAGUCGCAAUCACACCCGAACUACGGCCGCGAACAGGUCCUCCGCGGGGAAUAUGGUGGACCGCGGCAAUGGUGGGAGGAGAUUAUCCGGGGAAGUCUCAAGUGGGCAAUGAACAACGACAGCGACCGCAACACUGGAAUGCAGACGCAGACACCUAGUGGUCAGGAUGGGAAGCGAAUUCUCCAACAAUGGGAAAUGCAGCGUACGCUGCUUGAACAGCAGAAUGAGCGGCGUUUGGCCUUACUUCGUGAAAAGCGGGAGGAGGCCCAGAGGAAUGUCAAGCGGGCAAUGAUAAAUUACAGUAACGGCGACUCUGGAAUACAGACACAGACACAGACGCAUGGUGGCCAGAAUGGGGAGACUCUCCAAGAAAUUGAUAUGCAGCUUAUGCUGCUUGAGCAGCAGAAUAAGCGGCGUAUGGAUAUUCUUUCCUGCCAGUCCCCGAUAUCUGGGCAACAGCAGACUUUACCACCAGACACAGACACAGACGCCUCAUCCAACGACAGCAGGGAGGAUACGCAGAAGAUGGCCAAGACCAAAGACUGCCUGUGGCCUUCCCCGAGUGCUGGUGAUGCGAUGGCUCAGGGUCAUGUCAUGCCCGACAUCCCCGAUGCGCUCGUUCAGCAUCUCUUGCACCGGUUUUCCAGUCGAGAAGGGUAUUCGUUGUUUCAUGAUGUGGAGCAGUUCUUUACCUUGUUGGGACGCCUCAAGGAAGAAAGGGGGGGAUAUUUUGAUCGGAUCGUGGUCGGGGUGGUUUCCAACUCGGAUGAUCGGGUGCCGGCGGUGUUGGAGUCGUUGGGGUUGAAGGUGGGGAAAUACAGGGCUGAUGAAGGGAUGGGGUUGCCUGGGUUUGAGGAGAGAGGAGAAGACAGGGAGAGUUCAAAUGGGGAGUCUGAAUCUGAAGGGAUGAAUGAUAUCGAUCUUGUGGUGACAAGUUAUGAGGCCGGCGAGGAGAAACCCGGCCGGCGGAUCUUUGACAUUGCUAGACGACUGGCGGAGCAGAUUCUUGGGCAUGAUGGUCCGUCGGAAUGGACGUUGGUACAUGUGGGCGAUGAUCUGCGGAAGGAUUAUCAUGCUGCCGUGGAUGCAGGAUGGACGGGGUAUUUCCUGCCUAGGAAAAACACUUCUCAGGAUCUAGAGGGGGUGAAGGUGAUUCAUUCCCUGGUGGAGUUAAUAGCCAUCCUUCUGGAAGAAUAUAAGUAG